Molecule: messenger RNA, 5034 nt
Organism: Lutzomyia longipalpis
Lineage: Eukaryota; Metazoa; Arthropoda; Insecta; Diptera; Psychodidae
Gene: Thor
Product: eukaryotic translation initiation factor 4E-binding protein
Exons: 2
Coding region: 3526-3888 (120 amino acids)
Biological process (GO): negative regulation of translational initiation
Cellular component (GO): cytoplasm
Molecular function (GO): eukaryotic initiation factor 4E binding
Source: RefSeq, a predicted model, not a curated record
UGUGCGGCAGGCAAAGUGAAUAAAACCGCGGCAGUGGAGAUAAAUUUAUUGUUUGUAGUUUUGAUCGCUAAAUCCUCUCGAAUUUUUUUUUCUUUUUGAGUAUUUCGAGACUCUUUCGACGGUGACCCCAUUUUUCUUCGCCAUACACUCUUUGGCUAUCGCGCACCCGAAUGUUCAUGAAGCACGUGUUAUCAGUGGGCUUUCAAUUUAUUUUAUCAUCAUAUUCUACUGUGCCCCCUUUUUUUGCUCCCUCCAUUCCUUUCCUUUUCUUUCGCUCUUUUUUUUCCUUUGAAUUUCGCCUUCAGCCAGAAUGGUGGAAGAAAUUAAUAAAACAGCAGACUUUUUAAACUUGUAAAUAUUUGUCGAGAUACCAAACAUUGACUCAAUUUCCAAUUUUCGAGCCCGGCCGUAGCUGAAUAAAAAAUUCACUUUUUAAGACUUUUUUUGGGGGGAAUUUGGGAUAAAAAUUGUUCGUGAGAUAAACACAAAAGAGUCUCAAAUUGUUCACUUAUUCUUCCUCUUGUGAAAUGUACAUAGAGAACAAGCAGUGAAAAAUAAACAUUAAAUUCCCCCCACCACCCUCACCGCAUUUUCCUCCUUGAUCUGCUGUUUUUCUUUGCACAUCGAUGACUAAUCGAUGUUAAGUAAUUAUGGAGAAGUUUUUUUUUCUUAAUCUUAUAUUGUUUUCCAGCAUAUUCGUCGUACCCGUCGUACCCAAUCACCCAAAGAACAUUCAAAAAGUUUCCAAAGCAAUCGUCUACAGGUGAUAAGAAUUAGAAAAAAAAUGUGAUAUGAACAAGGUAAAACUUCUUUCUCUCCCACUCCUCGUUAUCUAAAUUCCCCCCAAAACUCUCUGCAUAAACAUAGCGAGUAAAGCCACGAAGGCGUCACAACAUAGCCCUUCCCCUUUGAGUAAAAAUUCUCAAUGGGCAAUUCCCCUUCAUGGGAGAUUUGCAAACAAUUUUCCGGCGCGUAGAUUCUCAAAAAGAGCCGGGAGAAGAGAUUAAAGAAGUGAAAAAAAAACAUUGAACGUCAACACGUAACUUUAUGCUGUUGUUCGCGUGGAGAUUAUGUAGAUUUCAUAUGUGCGCCUCCUGAAAGCAUAAAUAUUACUCAAUACACCAAGCCCAUGAACUUGUAUGUGCGAGGAGUUUGUUGUUUUGAGGAGGAUUUUUUUUUCGCAUUUGCCAUCUCUUGCCAUUCCUCGCCGCAUAUGAUAAGAAGCUGCGCACUGAAAGCCAACAGAGAAGUGUACAAAAAUACGUCGUAGUUGAAAAGACAGGCACGCACUCGUGUGAUUAUUACAGCCACUCAAAAGUAUUUUCGCGCAAUGCGGAAAUUUGUGAAAUUUGCAUUUUGCCGAAAAUUCCGCAAAGUGCAUCUGGGAGACAUUCCUAAAUGUGAGAGGCUGUGUGAGGGUGGAAAAUUGGCGAGAAGAUGGAAAAGUUGUUUGCAAGAGAUUGGCUUUAGGAAUAAAUUCCACUCCUGGUGAGAGAGUAUAUACAUCAUAAAUAUUCGUAGACUCUAUUCUCACAAUCUCACUCAUUUGUGCCUGAAUAAACAGUGCCCAAGGGAAAAAUUGGGACAUUUUUAAGCAAUAUAUUGGGCUUCACUUUUCUCCGUAUUUUCUUUAAUUAAAUUCUCAUUACUUUUAAUACCUGAUGAAGAUGGAUAAAUAUUCUCGAAUUGUCACACAGAUUGUCAGUUGAAAAUAUUUGUUUUUGAGCAGAAUUCUAUUUAAAUUCAACGACUUUUGUAAACGAUUAAUGAUUAAAGAAAGCUUGAAAAUUCUAAUUUUUCUUCCAUAAUGAAGGAGUUUAUUAAUUUUGUUGAUUCUCUCGAAAUGAUCAUAAUAUGUUCUAAAAAUGCCAAAAUAAUUUUCCAUUUUGCAUGAAAAUUCCAUUAUUCAGUAAAUUUGGCAAAUUCGGUUAAUAAGUGCAGAACAUUCACGUUUUAUGUUUUAAUGAAUAAACCAAUUGAAUCAAUGCGCUAUGAACAAAAAAAUUAAAGGACAACUCAGAAGAGACAACAAGUAAAUUGAAAUAAUAGGCCCUAUUCAGCGACCAAGAAACUCUUGAAAUUUGAUUGAAAUCUUAAAAUUUCAGUAGGGGAACAACGUUGCUCAAUUCGGACCUCUUAAGACCUUUUUCAAUCCGCUAUUACUUAAAACUGAUAAAACUUUAAAUGUAGAAAGUGAUUGGAAUUAAAAGAGCAUUAAAUGGGCUUUAAAAUGAUAACAAAUUUAAUAAUAUAGCUUUUUAUUUCAUACCAUUUUUUUUUUCAUUAUGCGUGGACCUUUGGAGGUCCGAAUUGGGCCACGUUCCUCUAAAAAUUACAACGAUUUCAAGGAUUUCUUGAUCACAGAAUAUGACUAAUUAUCUAAAUUAUACGUGGAUUUUUAGAUUUUUCUUUUUGAGAAUAAUUUUCUGGGAUAGCGGCUUCGUCUAUGAUUUUUGUCAAACUAUUUUUAAAUUUUAAUCAUUUUACGAUAUAAAAUACACAAUAGUGACGUCAUUUUUUGUAUUUUCGAGUAAAUUUUUGUUAACUUUGAACCAAUGGAAUCAGUGGAAAGUAGAAAAAGAUUUUGUUGAUUUAUUUGACCUUUCAGAUACUUUAAAUUACCGAGUCCCAAUUUAUUCUUCGAAUGAGGUUUAGUUCCAAAAAAAGGUGACUAAACACCUUUAUUAAGAAAUAAUUUUAAUAGAUUUUUUCUGUUAAAGAAAAGUUUAAUAGAGGCGUAGUUUUAGAACCUUUAAAAUAUAAAUUCUGGAUUUUUCUGGAUUGACUCUGCUGAAAAAUCUGUUUGAUAACUCUUUUGCACCGUUUUAUGACCCCUUCAAUGUAUUCGGUGUCUGGUUUGUAUAUACCCCUGAAUCUCAUGAUGUCUCAAAAUGAAUAAACUCCUUUAUACGGAUUUUAAAGCAAUAAUCUCAAUGUAAUAUUUAAUUAAUAAAAAAAAUGAUAAUAAUUAAUCAGAACAAUGCUCCGAUAGAAUUUCAAUGACACAUCAACUUUUUUUUAUUUUUAUGAAAUUCUAAAAGGAUUUUUCAAGGGAAUUCCAUCCAAUAAUUAUUUGCAAAAGCGCAGACACGUGGCGCGGUUUAUGUGAAAAUAUCACCGCAGCAUGUUCAAAUAUUGAUUUUGGGUAGUGUAUGGAUGUGUCGAUAGCACGAGAGAAUGAGCAAAAUGCUCACGGUCACACAUACCAAUCAACUUGUCCCACCAUAUCACUCCUCAGUGGAGCUUUAAAAGUCUCCCCUGAGCCACAAAGAAUUUUAGUGCGUGUUUUUCUGUUGAACCUCACGAAAGUGUCUCAACAUAUCGUUCCCCAACAAAUUCACAUUCUCACUGCAAUAACCAUCUAUAUUUUCAUCUUGAGUGUCGCACUCGAUUUUUUAAAGUACAAAGAUAAGAGAAGAAAAAACGUUAAAGAAAGUGAAAUUAAGCUUUUGAAAGCACACUGCCAGUCGAUUUUCGUGUUAAAGAACUUUUAAGAAUAUUUUUUUUUGCGAAGAAAAAGGAAGGAUGUCUGCAUCUCCAGUGGCUCGUCAAGCGUGCUCCCACGCCCAAACAAUUCCCUCGAAGCGUGUCCUCGUUACGGAUGCUUCACAAUUGCCGGAUGUUUACUCAUCCACCCCCGGAGGAACUCUCUUCUCCACCACACCUGGAGGCACUCGCAUCAUCUAUGACAGAGCUUUCCUCAUGAACCUCAAGAACUCACCCCUGAGUCGUACCCCACCGAAAAAUCUCCCACCGGCCCUCAUGAAAGGCUCCCCCACACAGAAGAGUGGCCCAUGGAAGGCACCCGCAUCAGGGCCACGACGGGCGAGCAAUGAUCAAGCAGCCCGCCAGCAUGAUAAUGAGCAUCAAUUUGACAUGGACAUCUAAAGUGGGGAGAUGCGCAGCAACUCUCAGAUGCGCGCUCACGAGGUGGCUUUUAGCUUCCGCGCGAAAUGCAAGGAAUUCCUGCGAGACUUCCUUGGCUGUCUGAGCAGCAGUUAAAGUAAAAAGAAGUUAAGAAAAAAAAAUGGAAAAAGGAGCCACACCUUUGAGUUGCUGGAUAUUGCUGUGGCACAAACAAUUUGUUUUUCAACAACCACCCACUUUGCGAAAUAAACAACCUCACGUGUUUUGUCGCAGCAAUGCAGAGACCAUUUUUCUUUUGCAAGCACAAAAAUGCACAAAAGCAAAAAGGUGUGGAAAGUGUCGCACUAAAUCAUUUCAAAUUGUAUAAGUUUAAUUGUUUUUAAUUUCUUAUUUUUCUCUUAUAUUGUAAAUAUAUAAUGUAUACUCUAAGUGCUAAUUACGACGUUAUAUUUUCUAUACGCACCAUGUGCUUAUAAAAAGAGGAGAAUCCUCCCUUUAGGAAGUUCAAAAUGAAUUUGCGAUUAGAUUGUAGUUUUCGAUUAGAAUCAAAAAUCAUCUUUUUCUCGCACUCUCUUGCGACAUUCAAGCGCAAUUGCUGCGUAUUAUUUGCGACAAGAAGUUAAUAAUAAAAUUAAAAAAAAAAACGAGUAAUAAAUAGAUAAAUACUUGAGACAUCAUGAUAAUACUUUAAUUAUUAGACUACUUGUUGACUAUGCGGUUGUCACACACAAAUAUUUCUCCCACUUUCGUCUCUUUUCAAUUUAUAAUAAUUAAAUAUUUUACUUUUUUUUUCAGUUUAAUAAAAAACUGAAAUGUGAUAACUUUUUUUCUUAGAUUUAUAUUAUGUACGUCCUAAGAGGCGAAUGUAAUUUUCUUCUUCAACAUAAUUCGAGAUAUUUGCUUAUAAUUAUUAAGAUUAAAUUUCACGUUGCAGCGUUAAAGAAGAUUUUUAAAUGGCAAAUUGCCUACAGUAAGAGGAAAUUAAAGCCAAUAUUUUUGUAAUAAUUCAACCUCAAAAAAAGUUGUUGUUAAACAUGCUUGUAAAUUAAAAAUUAAGUAAAACGUUUCUUAUAGAUUGUAAGACUUGCUUCAAAAAUGUUACUCAAGAAGGAAUUGAGAAAAAAAAUAAUUUAAAAAUGAAUAAAAAAUAAUUCAAAAAAUAAAAAA